Cladophialophora carrionii CBS 160.54 is the source of this 1608-nucleotide messenger RNA. RefSeq lists its product as uncharacterized. NCBI's taxonomy places the organism in Eukaryota, Fungi, Ascomycota, Eurotiomycetes, Chaetothyriales, Herpotrichiellaceae. Gene Ontology annotation, cellular component: nucleus. The record is from RefSeq and is a predicted model, not a curated record. The transcript has 5 exons. Bases 1 to 1608 code for a protein of 535 amino acids. Gene Ontology annotation, biological process: regulation of DNA-templated transcription. Gene Ontology annotation, molecular function: transcription cis-regulatory region binding; DNA-binding transcription factor activity, RNA polymerase II-specific.
AUGAAGCAAGGACUCCAGGCGCACCGUGUCUGCGCUGUGAAAAACUUGGCACCCAAUGCUCCCUCGCCUCUGAACGACAAUCGAGACAUACUUGCUCGACUCGAGAAAGCUGUGGGAACUAUAGUGAGUCGAUUUGGGAUCGCAUUGGGCGAUGACACUCCCUCGGGCCCCGCCCCUUCAGGUCCGUUGGAAGCCCACCAGCCCGACGAGCCCGACGAACCUCGAGAUACAGCAUCUGCCCCUGUCUUUGUCAUCAGAGACCUCGCUACGGAAAUAGGUGUUGAGUCUCCCGGUGUGGUUCGCAGUGCGCGCACAGCAGCGGAAGGUCAAGAUUCAGAUCUUAUCGGGGAAGGUAUCUUGUCGAACCAGCAAGCCUCAGCACUACUGGCGAUAUUCGUCGAGCAUUAUGGCCGCUGGGUAUUUGUUGACUCUUUAAGCUCACCGGAAGAUCUUUUGAAGGAAACCAGGAAGUCACAGCUCCUCCUGAGCGCUUGUUGCCUCAUCGCUGUCCGACAUACAAACUCAGAUCUCGCGCUCCGGCUCGCACCAGAACUAUUUGAGAAGUCAAAGACUCUCCUAUCUAGCGCAUUGCUCUUCACACCGCAGACUUUUGACUUCUUCCAGGCAGCCGUCAUUCUCAGCAUGUGGUCGACUACAGUUGGACAAGUGCCUUUGAGUAUCGAUAGCUGGCUCCUAAGCGGGUUUGCUAUUCAACACUGCCUUUCUAGCGAUAUCUUCUCGGAAGUCCUCAAUGGUGCGUCUCGGGGUACUAACCGGAACAUGGCUGCAUUGAAGCUUUGGAAUCAUCUAUGCUUGGUCCACUUACACUACUCGGUGGGCACCAGGCGAAAGUCAGUAAUCGGUCGCGGUCAAAUUGACAGGUGCCGAGAUAUCCUGGCCUCAGACAGCGCAACAAAUUUUGAGUUGCGGAUGGUUGCAGAAGUCCAACUCUAUUGGAUUCUCUAUGAGCACUGCUGUUUGGGCAAUGUUGAUCUUCCCAAAGCCCAGUCAGCCCUGCAACAGUGGAGGCAGACUUGGAAGCUCGUAUUAGAUCAGCCGCGGUCACAAUUCCUCGAGAUGGGAUUUAGCUUUGCACAGCUUCUGGCAUAUGAACAGUCCCUCAAGACUCGGUCUGCCAGAGUCCGUGAAAGCAUAUUGAGCGAGAUGGUUCGGCUGUCAGCUGCAAUCAUCUCCCUGGCAAUGACAACCACCGACGACCGCACAAAGCAUCUAUCAGACCACAUCUACCACAUGAUCACAUUUGCUGCUGUCACACUCUGCAGACUAUUGCACAUGUACGACGAGCAGUUGGCUCAUUCCCAUGACAUCGCAGAGUUGGAUGCACUGAUAUUGAAACUCGUGUCUUGGCUCAAGUCGAUAGGUCUGCCGUGCCAUGCUGCAUUCACGCUCGGCGACAUCGUCGACGCUUUCCACAAAAAGCUCCGCCCAACCGCCAGGCCGUCCCCAGUCACCUCGGAAGAGAACAACACAUGGGCGGAUUCCUCAUUCUGGGCUAACUUCCCUGAUAUACUCGGACCAGAUCCGAUGAGCACUGGAAACUGGGAUUUUAUACCAGAUUGGGAGCGGUUCAAUGACAACAGCUUUUAA